ACCCCCAUAACAACUUUAAAUGCGUACGUUAGGCUAACUUAGCUGUAAUCAAAAGUCAUCGCAGUCCGAUAGGGGGUAACCAUUAUGGGUAGCCUGACCACAGAUACAACAAGGAGUAUGGAAGAGGCAGAGAGUGAACAGAAGCUAUCGCCGAAGAGGAGCUCAAAACUGUCGAUUGACAUCAGCUCUGGGAGAAAAGACAUCCAUGACAGGGUGUUUGUCAACCGGAGUCUGACCCUGGAGAACAUUAAGUGCUAUGGCUUUGACAUGGACUACACGCUGGCCAUGUAUAAGUCUCCUGAGUACGAGGCCCUGGGCUUUGAGCUGCUUAGGGACAGACUGGUGUCUAUCGGAUACCCACACGAGCUACUGCGUUACUCCUAUGACCCCUCCUUCCCCACCCGCGGUCUGGUGUAUGAUACCAUGUAUGGUAACCUUUUGAAGGUGGACUCCAAUGGCAAUGUCCUGCUGUCUACUCAUGGCUUUACCUACCUCAGAGGAAAGGACAUCCAUCAGUACUACCCCAAUAGAUUCAUUCAGAGAGACGACACUGAACGCUUCUAUGUGCUUAACACGCUCUUCAACCUCUCAGAGACAUACCUGUAUGCGUGUCUGAUAGACUUCUUCACCAAAUGCACCAGAUACAUCAACUGUCCGACGGGCUUCCAGCACGGUGACCUGUUCAUGUCAUACAGAAGCAUGUUUCAGGACGUGAGAGACGCCAUGGAUCACCUUCAUGACACAGGCACCCUGAAGGAGAGGACCCUGAAGAACCUGGAGAAGUAUGUUGUCAAAGAUCCGCGGAUUCCUGUGCUACUGAACCGCGUGAAGGAGGUGGCCAAAGUCUUCCUUGCCACCAACAGUGAUUACAACUACACUGAGGCUAUCAUGAAAUACCUGUUAGAUUUCCCCCCGGGUUCAAAGAACCCAAAGGUGUCUUGGCGGAGCUUCUUUGACUUGGUCGUCGUGGAUACCAGGAAACCGCUGUUCUUUGCAGAAGGGACGGUACUGAGACAGGUGGACACGAACACAGGGAAGCUUCGCAUAGGAACCUACACUGGAGAUCUGCAGCAUGGAACAGUCUACUCCGGAGGCUCAUCUGACAUCGUUUGUGACUUGCUGGAUGUGAGAGGGAAAGACAUCCUCUAUGUCGGGGACCACAUCUUCGGAGACAUCCUCAAGUCGAAGAAGAGGCAGGGCUGGAAGACCUUCCUGGUGGUGCCUGAGCUGGCUAGAGAGCUGCAGGUCUGGACAGAGAGGAACAGUCUCUUUGAGGAGCUCAGAGGUCUAGACAACUUCCUCGCUGAGCUUUAUACGAUGUUGGACUGUGGUCACGGGAGCCCAGACAUCAGUAUGAUUCAGAGCAGGAUCAAGUCGGUGACGUACGCUCUGGACAUGUGCUAUGGGAAAAUGGGUAGUCUUCUGCGCUAUGGUUCUGCGAAAACUCUCUUUGCCAGUCAGUUACUGCGCUACGCUGACCUGUAUGGUUCAUCCUGCCUCAACCUGCUCCACUAUCCCUUCAGCUACCUCUUCAGGGCCCCCACUGUCCUGAUGCCCCACGAAUCAGCGGUGGCUUCCCAAACGAAGGAAAUCAUCGGCGAUUUCUCCAAAGUCAAUCACAUCCACAAACUGACCGAAGACAAGGAGACAAGUGAAAAUGCUAUUCCUGAAACCCAGACAGAGACGUGAGGAAAUGUGAUUGUUCUUUUGUUUUUGAGUCUGUGAAUAUAGUGUGUUUAUGUUAUUGUCUUCAUGUUCAUCAUUGUGUCUUGGACGCCCAUUUGAUAACUGUAUUUUUCAUCGAUACCUUAAUCAAAUGAGGUCGUUAUUAUCUAAAUUAGGGCAGUUUAUCACUUCAACUUAUCAUUUCUUAAAUUGUGCCUUAAAACUUAGCCUUACAAACCACUGUGUCUCACAGCUGGUCAGCUUUGAACUGCCAGUCACGAAGCAGCGUUUCCAAAGACUUUUUCUACUGAACUUACACUGAAAUAGCAAGAGAUAGAAAUCAUCUUCAUCACCUCACUUUCAUUACCUCAGGCAACCUCACUUUCCAUAUUUCUUAUUUCUGUUGUUUUUAUUUAUUUGUUUGUUUGUUGGUUUAGUUUCUCAGUGCAAUGCUCCUCAGAACAGAACUCAGUCAGAGCAAACUGUUACAGUGUACAAAGUGAAACCAGGCUGCGAUUGUCUUGUGGUUGUUUUAACUGCUUGUGUUAAAGGGAAGUACCAUUUUAGUUCAUCUGAUUUCCUUUUUUUUUUUUUUUUUGUGAGACAAAAUGACAGGAAAAGUAUCUUUACCUUUAAUUUGUCUUUACCAUUUCAAGUAUAUAUUUUUAGAACUGAACCAAAAAUAAUUUUUCACUUUUUCCUUUUUUACCUACUCUGCUUAUAAAUGACCAGUUUAGCAAAAAAAAUUGAAGUAAAGAGAUUUUCAUGGGUAAAGUCUUAUUUUGUAGACAGAGGGAGCACUUGGAAACAUGUGCUCUUUCCCUCCAGUGCCAAUAACAGAGAGAGGACUGUGUUUUAGUGUUUUUUUCUUUUUUUUCUGCCGUGAUCAUAAAUUGUUAAAUAAUCUGAAACAGAAUAGCAAGUCAACUUUAUGCAUUUGAGUGAACUCAAUAUUUCAGGCAUAACAGCAGCGAAAUUUCAAAAAUAUAAACUAUGAUGUCUAAAUCUUAAAUAUUAAGGUAAAAUAAUACACGCAGAUUCUGUCCACUUAAAAUCUCAGAAUCAGCUCUCUGCAUUUGCCAUAUUGCAAUAACUACAAACUUACAUCUACAGAAGAUCAACAAACAUAAAUCCUUGAGUUAACUUCUUGAUAAGUAAAUAAACAGGCUUGUAGGUAAACAAACAAAUAAAGUCUUAGGUUAAUCCACUCAGAAAAAAAGGGAUGAUGUCAAAGAAUCUAGUCAUGUGAAGAGUAAAAUGUUUCAGGUUUAGGGCACUUGUUUUCUGCAAUGUUUAUGUAUCUUUAAAUGUGCAAGCAACUUGAAUUCACUCAAAAAACUGCAAAAAGUUCACUUGAUAUCUUGAGUUUUCCUUUGAUAUAUUUUUGACCAGUUUGGACCAGUAUGUCCAGAAUAGAUGGAAUGAGAAACUAGGUCAAAGGCUGCAUACAUAUCGUUGUGUUCCAGCGUAAAUGACCAACAAACACAUCCAGUUUUUGAGAGAGUGCUGGUCAUAAAUGGUAUGAAUAAAAUGAAGUCUCUUCCUGCUUUGUCUGAGUUAUCCAGUGUACAGAAAACAUUUAGUAAUCCAGUUUGUAUUUGUGUUGUGUUUUGGAACAAAAGUGUUUCAUUUCCCUCUCACUAAAUGUUGUUUUUAGGUUUUAUAUAAACAUGAAUAAAAUAGGUCUAAUGUUUGUUCUACCAAAUAUUG
This is a messenger RNA of Chanos chanos (milkfish), 3375 nucleotides long. It is a transcript of the gene nt5c2l1, whose product is annotated as 5'-nucleotidase, cytosolic II, like 1. The coding region runs from base 85 to 1689 and encodes 534 amino acids. Gene Ontology annotation, molecular function: 5'-nucleotidase activity. The transcript is spliced from 18 exons. The record is from RefSeq and is a predicted model, not a curated record. NCBI's taxonomy places the organism in Eukaryota, Metazoa, Chordata, Actinopteri, Gonorynchiformes, Chanidae.